Messenger RNA from Corticium candelabrum, 13772 nucleotides. RefSeq names its product protocadherin Fat 4-like. The record is from RefSeq and is a predicted model, not a curated record. Gene Ontology annotation, molecular function: calcium ion binding. Gene Ontology annotation, biological process: homophilic cell-cell adhesion. The coding region runs from base 1 to 13767 and encodes 4588 amino acids. NCBI's taxonomy places the organism in Eukaryota, Metazoa, Porifera, Homoscleromorpha, Homosclerophorida, Plakinidae. Gene Ontology annotation, cellular component: plasma membrane. The transcript has 5 exons.
AUGAAAAUCGUGCAACUCGUCUGCCUGGUCCUACUAGGCCUGCAAGGCGUCGACUCUGACGGAGUUCAACUCAAGUUUUAUGUUGAAGAAGAACAGCCUGCGGGAACGUUUGUUGGCUCUGUGCAUAGCAAUAGUGGUGUUACGUAUAGACUACUUGCAUCCGAUGGUGUGUUUUCUCUUGAUGCUAACGGUACCCUAACGACAUCAGUUGUUCUGGACCGAGAGCGGUUGUCGACAGUCAUCUUUACACUAACCGUGACGGCCACUAGGGGUCAAAACUUCCUUUUUGCGGAUUUCGUUACCGUCAUCGUGACGGACGUGAACGACAAUCCUCCGACAUUCGUUACUCCCAACUUUACCGUCUUCAUCUACGAGGACGCAUCCGUUGGAACACUCUACCCCAUACAAAAGGCGUUCGAUCCGGACAGCGGACGCAACGGUAAUCUGACGUACUCUCUAAUUUCUUCAAUGAACGACAGCACGUUUGCUCUGGUAACUGGGGUCAGAGGUGGGACACAACGUAGCUCUGUGGUUCAACUCAAGCUGAUAAAAAUGGUGGAUAGAGAAGUAAGGGACACAUACAAUAUGACGGUGACGGCGUUCGAUGACGGUGUUCCGAGGUUGAAUAGCAGCAUCCGAGUGACGGUCGUCGUCGUGGAUGUCAAUGACAAUCCUCCGCUCUUCCUUCAAAAAUCCUACAAUGCAUCAGUGAAGGAAAGUCUUCCUUCGGGUUCGAACAUAUUGACUGUGAUUGCAUCAGACGCGGACAUAGGCCUGAAUGGUGACAUUGAGUACAGCAUUAAGGGAGAGACAAAUGUGCUGGCUUUAUUCACCAUAGACUCGUCCAACGGACUCCUCUCUACACUGUCUACCCUCGAUUAUGAGUCCACCACAGUUUACCGAUUUGCCAUCAAAGCAAAUAACGUGGGCGACUCGAGACAAGAGAGAACGGUUCCUGUCGUUAUAUACAUCGAAGAUGUCAAUGACAAUGCACCUGUGGUCAGCAUUCGUUAUGUAAGCAACAGCAAAACAGCCGUCGUUCUUGAGAAUCAGCAGGCCCAAGAACUUGUGGCCUUCGUCGACGUCUAUGAUCGUGAUCCCACUCAUAUCUUCAGCAGACACGCGCGCCCAUUCUUCACCAGCGGAAAUGAUCUCAUGCAUUUUGAAGUGAGCUUUUGGGAAAAGCAGUUAGCCGUCUUGACGCGCCAGCCAUUGGAUAGAGAAAAUAUCAGUCACUAUAUGCUCACCAUUAGCGCUGUUGACCUGGGAAAACCCAGUUUAUCUAGCUCUGCUACUUUUCAGGUAGACGUCGGAGACAAGAAUGAUAACACGCCCAUCUUCAGCAGAAAAGAAUAUGGUGCAAACAUCUCGGAAUCGUCCGCAAUCGACAGCAGCGUUGCUACCGUUCUUGCCGUCGACGACGACGUCGGUUCUAACGGUCACGUGACGUAUACUCUGCUGUCUCUCGAUCACACGACUGCAAAAGGCUGGUUUAGUGUGAGCAACGUCAGUGGAGUGAUCCAGGUGGCCACAAGUCUCGACAGAGAACAAGUCGAGCAAGUGGCUCUCACCAUCAUGGCGUCCGACAACGGACAACCCCGCCGGACGGCAACGGCAAGAGUACACGUCGUCGUCACCGAUGCCAACGACAACGCUCCGACGUUUGCUCAAUCCAACUACACCGUCGAGAUUCCAGAGUCACUGACAUCGGCGUCCCCCGUUAUCCAAGUAUCUGCGUCGGACAAAGACAUGAGCACAAACGGACACGUGACAUACACUCUGCUCGGAAACGUGAACGAGUUCAGAGUCGACCCACAGACGGGAUUAGUAACAACACAACAACUCCUCGAUAGAGAGACAACUGCGAAAUACUUGUUGACAAUUCUUGGUAAAGAUGGCGGACAUCCCGGUCAGACCGGCAGCGCUUCGCUGACCAUCACUUUAUUGGACGAGAACGACAAUCGUCCCGUUUUUACUCAAGCCGUCUACGUUGCGAACGUGCGAGAAAACAACGCGCUGGGAAUCGUAGCCAACGUGACGGCGCACGACGACGACGACGGAGACUACGGCACGGUGUCAUACCGUCUGUUGAACAACUCGACUAACGUUUCACUAUUCAGCAUCGAUUCGCACAACGGACACAUCUACACGCAAACGUCGUUCGACCGCGAAGAACAGAGCUACUACCGACUCUUUGCCUUAGCGACCGACGGCGGCAAUGUGACGUCACGAAUGGCGGCCAUGGUCGAAAUCUUUAUCAUCAACGAGUACGAUACCCCACCACAGUUCUCUCGGGUAUCAUACAGUUUCUACGUAGUCGACACGGAUCCGAUAGGAACGGUUGUCGGCACUGUGUCGGCGAGUAGUAGAGAUAGCGGACAACAAGCGCGGCUGGUUUACUCUAUUCGGAGCGACCAGAGCGGUCUCUUCAACGUUACUGACACGGGAGACAUCAAACUGUACGGAAAUUUGGAUCGUCAAAUGAAGAGCGAGUACAACAUUGUCGUCGAAGCGAGAGACGUCGGAGUCAGGGAGUUGGUGGCAGCGGCGCCGGUGCACAUAACGGUGACCGACGAGAAUCAGAGCGGGCCGACGUUUCGCGCCGCGUCUCCCGCAACGGUGACGGUGACAGAAAACGCGACGCUCGGCACGGUCGUCUACAUCGCGUCGGCGACGGAUCCAGAUUCGGGAACGAGCGGCCGCAUCGGCUACCGUCUCGUUUCAGAAACAUUUUCGAUUAAUGCUUCUUCCGGGGAAGUGACGGUCGACGGUCGACUAGAUCGAGAGUGUACCGACGCUUUCUCGCUCGUCAUUCUGGCCAUCGAUAACGGCUACCCGCCGAGAACGGCCCGACUAAACUUGACUGUAACCGUUGCGGACGUGAAUGAUAACAAGCCGACGUUUGCGUGGCCCUCGUAUGCGGUAACGGUCUCCGAAUCUGUCAUUCCGCCACAUCCGUUUCUCCAGCUUUUUGCCACAGACAAAGAUGUCGGUACCAACGGCGUCGUUUCCCUCUACCUUCCCGCGAGUGACGUUAACACGCAGUUCGAGCUUCUUGCGGACGGUAACCUGAUCGUGAAACAAUCGCUUGACAGAGAGAGACGAGCCAUUUACAAUCUGAGCGUCCUGGCGCGCGACAACGGCUCGCCUGUUCUGACUUCUACCACCAAUGUUGUUGUCUACGUUGGGGAUAUCAACGACAACAGCCCUACGUUUUCUAACGCCACCUUCGAUUUUGAGUUGAGAGAGAACGCUGCUGUGGGAACCGUCGUCGGAGUGUUGGCAGCAACAGAUGCCGAUACCGGUAGAAAUGCUCUAUUGUCUUACAGUCUACAAAGUCAAACCGGAAAGAACACUCUCACCGUCAAUAAUAAAACUGGUGAUCUUAUGGUAGAGUAUCCUAUCGAUUACGAAUCGAUCGUUGCAACUCUUGGAACAAACCUUCUCGACUUCGUCGUCGUCGUUCAAGAUGACGGUUCGCCCAAAAGAUCGGCCACGGUGUCGGCAACCGUGACGAUACUAGACGUCAACGACAAUGCGCCUCGUUUUGUACAAAGCGUGUCAACGGCCCGUGUAAAGGAGAACCUCCCGGACGGCAUUCUCGUCGCCAAAUUCCGGGCGAUCGAUGCGGACUCGGGAAUCAACAGUGAGCUUUCCUACGGCCUGACCGCGGAGCGACGGCACGUCAGCGACUUUGUAAUAAAUGAAACAACAGGAGAGCUCUACACUAAUGCCAGUCUCGAUCGUGAAGUGCAAGAUCGAUACAAUGUGACCGUGCUUGCAUUCGAUCAUGGUCCAGUUCAGCUGACGUCGACGGUCGAGUUGUUGAUUCACGUGACCGACACUAACGACUGGUCUCCAGUGCUCGAUAGACUCACUCUAGUGCGGCCACUACUAGAAAAUACUUCCGUCGAUACGGUCGUCGCAAGAGUCCAGUUCGUCGACAAAGAUUCUGGCCUCAACGGACUUCUUCAGUAUGAAAUAACGGAUGGGAAUGACGACCAGGUGUUUGUGAUGGAAGACGCGACGGGAACGAUACGAACAGGAAAACGGUUAGACUUUGAGUCCCGUCCGGUGUAUUACCUGGAAGUGACCGUCUACGACUCGGGCGAUCCCCGGCGUUCUGGCUCGUCGACCGUCAUCAUCGAAGUAUUGGACAUUAAUGAUAAUCCCCCAAUAUUUGUUUCCUCUUCCGGCGUGUACCACGUGCCCGAGUCGGCGUCGAUUGGAACCACGGUGACCUGCGUGACCGCCAGAGAUGCGGACAGUUCUUCCAAUGGCGUCGUUGUGUACGCCGUGGCCGCACAACUCCUGGCCGGCCCCUUCGAAAUCAACUCGUCCUCCGGUUGCAUUGCAACAACGGCGUACCUGGAUAGAGAGACACGUGAGAGAUAUGUGUUAGACAUCAGAGCGACGGAUCGAGCUAAUCCAGCAUCGCAACGUCGUUCGUCGAUCACAUCUCUUCAAAUCUCCAUAUCCGACGUCAACGACAACUAUCCCCUCGUGACGUCACCCCUCACUCUGUCCGUGUUCGAGAAUACGACCGUCGGCACGGUCGUCGCAAGAGUCGCAGCCGUCGACGACGACGUCGGAGACAACUCGUCGCUCGUCUUCACUUCCGCCGGCGACGAAUCGUUCGUCAUCGACCAGAACAACGGCGACCUAACUCUGGCGCGACAAUUAGACUUCGACUUCGCUCGCACUCACGUCGUAUCCGUCAUCGUGUCUGACAGAGGGGCCCCCGCCAGGUCAUCUCUAACCAAUAUCACACUCGACGUACUCGACUCUAACAACCACGCCCCCGUUUUGGCAGACACCGUCUCCACGUUCCGGGUUUCAGAGUUGUCUCCGAUUGGUGCACUCAUCACCACUUUCACAUCAAGCGACGACGACACCGUGGCAACUGAAGUGGCUUAUAAUUUGGAGAACGACUACGAAGUCUUCUUCCUCGAUCCUCGUAUCGGGGCUCUCUUUCUCACCUCGCCUCUCGACUACAACCGACAGCCGUUGUUUCAAUUACGCGUUGUUGUGUCGGACGGCGGACAUCCCGUCCUGUCGUCGACGUCUGCCGUCAGCGUGUCGGUAGUCGAUGAAAACACGCGGACUCCGUCGUUCAAUGAGACUCUCUACUACUCGUCCGUCUCAGAAAACGCUCCCGUAGGGUCUGUGGUCACACGCUUGCAGGCCGAAGACGGAGAUCCAGCCGGACCCAAUUCGAAUCUUACAUAUUCUAUAGUCAACGGUGAUCGAUCCGCAUUUGAUAUCGAGAGUAGUAGCGGGAAAUUGAGCGUGAGACGGAAUCUAGAUCGAGAAGAAAACGCCCGCUUUGUGUUGGUGAUCCGCGUGGAAGACGACGGGCGACCGAAACGAUUCAAUACGACGCAACUCAGCGUCGUCGUCGACGACGUCAACGACAAUGCGCCGAUAGUGAGACCUUCCGUCGUCAACGUCUCCGUAUACGAAGACGUUAAGCGGCUUUCUCCGCUAACCGAAGUAACGGCAGUUGACUUGGAUUCUGGAGCAAACGGUCGUGUGGUGUAUAGUCUGGAUGCCAGCGGAAACACCAUGUUCUCUAUCAAUUCGUCCUCGGGACGCGUAACUUUGGAGUCGACGUUAGACUACGAGCUGCAGCAAAGUUAUCUCAUAAAAGUCGUGGCUUCGGAUGGUGGUUCUCCGAGCCUCUCGUCUACUGCAAUCAUUUCCGUGAACGUGUUGGAUGUCAACGACCAUUCGCCGUCGUUUUCGUCGCCGAUCUACUCGCUUAAAGUCCGAGAGAACUCGCCCAUCGGAGCGUCGAUAUUUCAAGUAUCGGCCGGUGACGAGGACUCUGGUCUGUUGGGUGUCGUUUGGUAUGUGUUGGUCGACGACUCGCAUACGGGUCAUUUCGUCAUGGACUCGUCCGGUCGUCUCUCCGUUGCCGGAAACGUCGACCGAGAGUCGAAGUCUCGAUACCAGAUGACCGUCUUGGCGAUCGACAGCGAUCCGUCACGACCUCGCAACGGUUCCACUCAACUUCUCGUUGAUAUCACCGACGCCAACGAUCACAGACCGGAUUUCUCUUCCACUCCGUAUCGCAUCAAUUCGCCAACGUCGGUCCGAUCUGGAACAAAGAUCGUUACCGUCAAAGCCGAAGACGACGACACGGGAUCGAAUGCUGCCAUAUCGUAUCGCAUAAUUCGAGGAGAGAAAACCUUUGCUGUAAACGCCCAGACUGGCGAAUUAAGUACGACUACGAUUAUACGCGGUGGUCUUCAAGUCAUCAUUGUCGAGGCCACAGAUAGAGGGUCUCCUUCUCUCACUGGUACUGCCGUCGUUCUGCUCAACGUGGGUAACUCUGUGUCCGUCGUGCCUCAAUUUGUGAAUCGAGUAUCGACCUCGUACAGCGUUGAUCAACACGCAAACGUCGGGACACACAUUGCGAGUGUGUCCGCCAAGCCGGCGUAUGCCGGUCACGAGUUGGAGUACAGCAUCGUGUCCGGUAACAAUGCCUCGAAAUUCGGAGUCGACAUGCGCAGUGGCAGUCUGAGUGUGUCGCAAUCUUUACUUCACGACGACGGUGCCCUGUUCAAAUUGACAAUAAUGGUUCGAGAUAUCAACAGUUCUAUACCAUCACUGGCAUUCGUCACCGUCGACAUUGUAGUGCGGAGUGUCGAUAACCAUGCACCCAAGUUUACUCAAACGCUCUUUCAAGGUGUGCUCUCUGAGUGGUCACGUAGAGCCACCGCUGCUCUCAUUCUCUCGGCGUCUGAUAGUGAUACGGGUAAGGGAGGAGUCUUUUCCUACGCUGUGGAUCCGUCGUCCAGUGUGAAGGGAAUCUUUGCCGUGGGUGCAACGAGUGGGCACGUGUACACACUAGUCGGACUCGACAGAGAGACACGACGCGACUAUAACUUUUCCGUGCUGGCAAUCGAUGAGGGGUCGCCCCGUCAAACAAGCAGCGCCAUGGUUAGAGUGAUCGUGUCAGACGAAAACGACUCGCCACCCGUCUUCGUUCCCGCCACAAUACAAGCAGUGAGAAUUCCGGAAGAUUCUCAUCCGGGUACCUCCGUCGCUCGACUGUCGGCAACAGACGACGACGACGCGCAAAACGCGCUCGUCACGUUUCGUCUCACGAAACCGUCUGCUAGUUUCGCUAUCGACCCAACGUCUGGUGUCGUCUUUUUGCGUGGCGCCCUCGAUCGUGAACGGCAAGAUGCGCACACACUGUCAGUAGGGGCCACCGACGGAUUGCACCUGACGGGGGCCACCUUGCUCGUCACUGUGCUCGAUAUCAACGACAAUGCGCCAGUAUUCUCUACAGAUAACCUAAUAGCGGAAUCACCAGAGCAGAGUGGUGUCGGAGUUUCGAUUUUACAUGUCUCCGCCCAAGAUCACGACUUGGGGCCCUCGGGAAACGUGUCAUACGCGUUAGGGAAUCCUCAGGCGCUCCUGGACGUAGAAGGCAAGAGUGGACAAUUAGCCACCACUAGCAAUUUGGUGUACAUCGUGGGCGCGACGAAAAAGGAUUACAAUUCAAUCGAGCUAACGAUUGUUGCUGCGGACGAAGGUCGGCCACAACUUAGCAGCCAGACCAACAUUGUCCUGCAGGUGACCGACAUCAACGACCACGGACCUGCGUUUCUGUCACCAAAAUACAAUGCGAGCGUCCGUGAAGACGCCCUGCCACGCACGGUCGUGACGCAAGUUAACGCUCGAGACACCGGCGACUCUCCACCACUGGCUCAAGUUGGAUACUCCAUCACGGCAGGAAACGAACUGGGCGUCUUCUGGAUCCACCCACAUGCCGGUAUCUUGACCACGAAGACAACAAUCGACUACGAAACUCGAAGGGAAUAUCGAUUGGAAAUCAUGGCGUACGAUACAGGCAACCGAUCUCUUCACAGCCACACGGAAUUAUCCAUAUCAGUCGAGGACGUCAACGAUAACAGCCCCCAAUUUAGCGCCCACUGUUACAACACAACUGCAACGACUUUAUCAUAUCCGGGCUCUUUCCUGUUAACCGUAUCUGCUACGGAUGCCGACAGUGGACGCUUCGGUUCCGUUCGCUAUCGCAUUGCCAAAGGAGAUCCCCUCGGAUUGCUCGCCGUCGAUCACGACAGCGGAGAAAUAAGACUGAAGAACGACGUGACUUUCGUAAAAUGGAAAGAACAGUACAACGUUACAAUUGCAGCAGUAGACGGUGGUAACCCACCCCGAUCUGGUACAGCUCUCCUAGUGCUGACAAUAAUAAACGUAACGGCAGUGAGGUGCGGCACUCGUCCGAGCCAGGCGACAGUCGCAGACGGCUCUCCGUCGGGAACUAAAAUAUCAAAAGUAAUUGCAGACGAUGAAGUGACCUUUACUCUUGUAGGGGUGACCGUCCCGGGCGUUUUCACUCUCAAUCAGACGUCGGGAGUUUUGUCGCUAGCGACGACUGCGGAUUACGAACGAGCAACCCACUAUGACCUUCACAUCCUGCUGACGUCCCGUCACCGCGUCCCACCUCGCCACGCCGCGUGCAUCGUGUCAGUCGACGUGAUCGGAGUCAACGAGUUUCGGCCACAGUUUGACAGCGAUGUUCACGACGUCGAAGUCUCCGAAACGACCCACCCUGGAGACAGCGUCGCCACCGUUUCCGCAACCGAUAAAGACGGGGGGUCAGACGGAAUGCUCACAUACCGUGUGACGAGCGGAAACGGCAGCUCGGUGUUCGGAAUAAAUAACGAGUCCGCAACCAUCUACCUGCAACAGCCGCUAGACGGUAAAGCUGGCCAAGUCUACGUUAUCCACCUGCAAGCCGUUGAUAGAGGGUUUCCGAGUCUAAACGCUUCCACGCUCAUCUACGUUCACGUACAACAAGGCAAUAAGCCACCUGUUUUCCAGAAUGCAACAAUACGUGUUGUCAUCGAUGAAGAUGUCCUACCCGGCACUGUUGUUGCCCGCAUAACGGCUGAGGAUUCUAACGAUCCCUCUUCUCCAGCGGGAAGACUGCGCUAUCGUUUAGCCGACGGCAACGUCAAGGCGUUCGCCAUAGAUCCUCAAACGGGAGUGGUAACUACCCAUAUAGAAUUGGAUCGGGAGAAGAAAGAGUGGUAUAACGUGACCAUACGUGCAACAGAUUCGGGAGUUCCUCCGCUGUCUGCAGACUCGUUUCUUAUCGUACGUCUUCGAGAUGUCAACGACAAUAGCCCGUCAUUCCACUUCACACCGAGCGUAGUCCGCGUGAGAGAGAACACACCGAUCGGUACGGUCAUCUUGAGGCUAAACGUGAGCGACCAGGACGUCGCCUCAGGUGGCGGACCGUUCACCUUCUCAUUGCUAAACCACUCCGCACUGUUCAGCGUCGACUCUUCCACGGGAAUCGUAGAGACCAUCGGUCUCCUCGACCGAGAAGAACGCCGUUCCUACUUCUUAACGUUCGAAGCAAGAGACAGCGGAAAACCACAGCUAACAUCCAGCAUCGUUGUGGAAGUUGUGAUCGACGAGAACGACAGUCCAUCGCACAUAGAACCGUUCCGAAUAUGGUUGAGGUUACAUUCUUUGUCGUUCGUUAAGCUGAGACUCGCACAACUCACUGUGAGUAACAUCACUUGUGAACUCGUCAAUGCAUCCGGCCCGUUCUUCGUCGUGGAUGCGCCCGGUUGUGUGCUGAGUGCUCUUCCAACUAUCAGAGACUCGGUCUAUUCUGUGACUGUCUCUUCAAACGACAGCCGUCAUUCUACAGUAGCUCACGGUGUCAUCGAUUACGUUCACUUCAAUCGCAGUGCUGUUUCAAGCGCCGUUUCCCUAUCGAUCACUAACACAACAGCCGCAGAUUUCUUCUAUUACUUCCGAGAUCUGGACGGUGUUUUCCCGCAUUUCGCAAAUGGCGUCAGAAUUGUGAGCAUACGAGUAUCCAAUACCUCAAAGCAGUUAGGAGUGCUCGUUGGUGUCGUGGGUUCCGACGCUACGUCCGUUCCCUCCGAUUACCUUAGGAAUGCAUUGAGUUCCAAUCUCUCGGCUCUCUCGCUCGCCGGUCGCGUCUCAUUGGAGAUAUCAGAUGUGUGCCGAUCCGGGCCGUGCAUGAACGGUGGUACUUGUUCGCAGCAGGUGUCUCUUGCGACGACAGUCGAAUCCGUUUCGAACGGCACGAAUACGUUUCUCUAUCAGCCAUACGACGACACAUACGUGUGCACAUGCACUCGUAGUUUCACCGGCCGUCACUGUGAGCUCUCUGGCUUAGAGUGCGAGUCCGAUCCGUGCUUAAACUCUGGGAUAUGUGUCGACGAGGCCGGUGGUGGAUACUCCUGUCAAUGCUCGGAACACUUUACUGGAAGACACUGUGAGACGGCCAUCGACAUGUGUGUCAGGUCUGAUUGUGCAGGCAAUUCCACAUGUGUCAGCACGGCCACCGCUUUCUAUUGUGAAUGUCCGCCGGGAAGAACGGGUGACCGAUGUGACCUUGAUGUGCCGUCGUGUUCGUCUGACACUUGUCGACACGGAGGCACCUGUGUGGAACGGACAGGAGACUAUGGUUGUCAUUGUCUUCCCGGCUACUCGGGAGUACACUGCCAGGUCGUUCCCUACACGUUCGGCUUCGGUUCCCGAGCCCGUUUCGAAGUCGUUUCGAACAAAGGACGCGAGACCGUUACGCUGGAAUUCGAGUUCGCCACUUCUGUGACGGGAACGGUUCUGCUAACGGUCGAAGAUUCAACUGGCGAGUUUCUGGUAAUAACAGCCGGCAAAACGGUACAAGCACACACCAACGACGGCGCAAAAAUUUCGAUAACAACGGAUGUUACAAACGGUCACUGGCACCAACUGCAACUGCAUCUCAAUCAUACGACCGUCAGUGUGCGCAUAGACGACUGCACUAGCAAACAUCCGGAUUGUUUCAAACAAGUCACCCAUACGACUUCAAGAAACCUCUCUUCGGUGGGUCUAACGUUUGGCUCCCUCGUCGACCCACCUCAAUUUCUCAGCCGCAAUUACUUCAUCGGAUCCAUCCGCGACGUGGUCGUCAACAAUCAGCGCAUCGAAUGGUCGGACGCUCUUCUUGAGGGUGACGUACAGCCUGGUUUUCCAGAGGCGCCUCCUUGCUCUAGAGCAACGUGCGGAGCCUCCGAUCUAUGCGUAGAUAACUGGAAUUCCUAUAAAUGUGUCUGUGUGGAAGGCAUUUCGAACCAAAAUUGCAGUCAAGUGAGACGGACGUAUAGCUUAUCUGAGUCGGCCUUCUUGGCUGUCGAGUUGACAGACGAAUUCAUUCACAUUGCGGACGAGGCCCAACAGAAGAUUGGAGUAGCGGACAAAGAGAGGACAAAACGAUCAGCAAAAAUAGAUGAAAAGAUAUACAGUCCAAUAUUGUCUAUGCAAUUCAGGACUACACAACAAUCUAACGCUGUUCUAGUUGUAUCACACUCUACACCCAUUAGAUUCUCAAUCUUGAAGAUGGAAGAGAAUAGACUUGCAUACUACUACACGGAUCGUAACUCUACGACUGCAGUCGUAGGAAAUCCUUCGGGCGUUUUGUCUGACAACAACUGGCAUGCUAUCCAAAUGCUCGAAUCAGCGUCUUCCCUCAUUACAGUCUUGGAUGGCCACAUUGUUGCCAACUUAACGUCGCAAUCUUUUAUCAACCAGCACACAAAGUAUCUCUAUUUUGGUGGUACGCCUACUUCUGCAGUUCGGGCAGUCGCAAGGGCGUCGAAUCGUCCAUACUCGGAUGAACCUCUGCAAGGAUGCAUUCGUCGCUUGACAGUCCGAGGUAUAGUCCUGUCUGACGAGUUCGGGUCUGUCGAUGCAGUCAACGCGACGACGUGUGGCGAUGGGAGCGCGUGCGUCGCCUAUAAUGCAAGCGAACGCCACGGUUAUUGUCAAUGUGCUGCUGGCUUUGUGUCAGUCGACAGUCAAUGUGAGCCGGUAAAAGAUGCGUGUGCUAGCGGUCCCUGUCGCAAUGGAGGCUCUUGCAAUAACGGAGAUAAAGCAACAUGCGUAUGCGCAGAUGGAUACACGGGAAACAGAUGCGAGAUCUCUCUCUGUAUGUGUCAAAAUGGCGGAACUUGUAAUGGCACUUCUUUGGUGACCUCUUGUGUCUGUCCUAAUGGAUUCACCGGAGCGCUAUGCGAAUUGGUCUCUAUAUGUGUGGCAACAGCGGACAACGAGGGUUACCAAUGUCUUUGCAACACAACAGGCAACUGUCAAGAACCCGGUAGGGAUGAAACGACACUUUCAACAGGCGUCACAGCCGCUGUCAGUAUCCUCGCUGUCUUAUUAGUUGUGAUUACGUUCGCCAUUCUCUACUGCGUGUGGUACAAACGCACACGAACCAAAGUGUAUAAAAUUUCCCACGAGAGUCAGUGCUGUAGCAGUGACACAUAUAGCAAAACGUCUCACAGCAGUACGAUGGAGAUCUACUCGGAAGAAGCGAUUGAUGUCGAACUCCGUUCGAAGGACAUCACAGAAUCUGUCAUUGAAGAAACUGAAACUACAGCAACUGCAAUUGCCGAAACUGUGAUGGAUGAUGAUCCAGUGCAGGAAGACUAUCAGCCUGUCUAUCUCCACAGCAACCACAGUCUGAAUCAACGGUCCACGGGAUCCAAAGACGCGAGCAGUAGCUCUCAAGAGGGUCACUCUGAACUCGACGCAGAGAAGAAAACGACAAACGAGGCUAAACGAGUGAUUGUGGACGUCCAUAUUCCACGACCUGCUGCACCGGUGCCUAUUGGAUGUGACUCUCCCGAUAUCGACCAUGCGGCGCAGAUUCCACCGGGAAUGGAUCUGGACGGAUUCUCCGAGGCCGGCGCCAGUUCGUUUGUAGACGACGGGAUGGUUCUACCGCCCAUCGACAUCGACAGUAUCUCUGACGUUGUGAAACUGCAAUUACUACCGGAGUACAUCACCAUGGGUGUCGUUCAGAGGCCUCCUUCCACGUUUUAUCGCUCUUCUGCAAAAGGUUAUCUCCGACAAGCCAUUCUGUCCGGCAGUAGACCAAGAACUUCAACAGAUGCGUCCGACUCCCUCCAAGAAGAGUCAUUCCCGCCCGGAACGGCAGAGUUAACGUUACUAUUAGCAAAGACCGAUAAGCUCCAAUCAGACCCGCAGAUUGGGUCACACAGGCUGGAACGAUUUUCAAAUAUCAGACGCUUGUCUCCAGAAUCAGCAGACAAACACAAGAUGGAGACAAAUCCACCACAUCAAGCUCCCACACAACAAGAAGUAGAAACUUUGCCUGACGCCACACCAAAAGAACUUGAUGGCGUUCCCUACCAACCCUUAAUGCCCCAUGCGUUCCCUCACCACAGACGUGAGGAUAAUCCGACGGUCCCUGAAAGGGCCAUCUCUACAGAAACAGGUUUUAGCAAUCUCGAACUAGAACUACUAACUCCUCUUUCUCCCACCGGCAGCUUGGAUGAUAUACAACGAAAUAGGAGUGGGCGAACGGAAGGAGACGGCAUCAGUUCUUCGGAUUCUGAAGAAAGUAUCCAUGUGGCUAAAAGGACGAGAGCAAGUCUGCCAGCUGCACGACGCCACUUUCUAAUGGCGCCGACAACAUCGAGCAUGAACCCUCUAAGCAAAGCAUCAGGAUCAGCACCAGUUGUGUAUGACCCAUGCUCGGUUCCAACGCUGACAAAGGCGAGAUCAUCGUUGGAUACUGUUGUAACACUCAACAGUGAAAGCCUGACUGAUAGCAGCACACACUUUGCCCUUCAGCAGCCAGACGGUGCUGAGAUGUCAAACAACUACCAAACGGCGUUUCUCAAUCCAUCAAACCUUAGAUACAUCAACUCUGCACAAGAAGAAUUUGUAUAGCUCAA